Molecule: messenger RNA, 2504 nt
Organism: Brienomyrus brachyistius
Lineage: Eukaryota; Metazoa; Chordata; Actinopteri; Osteoglossiformes; Mormyridae
Gene: vamp5
Product: vesicle-associated membrane protein 5
Exons: 4
Coding region: 320-655 (111 amino acids)
Biological process (GO): Golgi to plasma membrane protein transport
Cellular component (GO): plasma membrane
Source: RefSeq, a predicted model, not a curated record
AAUUUCCACAACGUACUCUUAGCACGUAUACCACAAUCAUACGGAAAGGAAAAGCAGAAGCUGACUGGAGUAAGCGGGUGGAUUUUAAGAGCACCGCUGCUCAAACCGCAUCUCGCAGUCACUCUGAGAUAAACUGAGUGGGUGGUUUAAGUAGUCCGCUCGGAGCGGCUUUUAAACAGGGGGAGUGACAGGCGGCAGACGCAGCUGCAACAGCGGCGUUGGAGGCGCAGCUUCUGACUCCUGCAAACAGCGGCUCAUGUCGAGCUGUGCCCUCGGAUGACAGCUCAGAACAGACAGUGACGCCGGCUGGUUCCGAAAAAUGGAGAACGGCAAGAACCGCCUGCAGCAGGUUCAGGAUGAUGCAGAGGAGGUGAAGGGCAUCAUGCUGGAAAACCUGCAGAAGGUUGAGGACAGGUCGGGCAAACUGAGGGAGCUCGAGGAUCGGGCCGACCAACUGCUGGUGCAGAGCAAGGCCUUCCAAAAGACCACAGCAACCGUGAAGCGGCGGGCCUGUUUGCAGGCCAUGAAGAUGAGGCUGCUGUUAGGGGGCCUCGUGGCAGUGCUUCUGGUGAUCGUCAUUGUGGUCAUCAUUAUACUUACAGUACCCAGCAGUAAGACAAACAACACCGACCCAACAAAUGACGGGAGGAGAUAGACCAGAACUGAUACAAACUGUAUGAUAUGCCCUUGAGAAUGUGAGGAUGGAUGCUUCUUUCAAUGCCCAGAUCAGUGUUUCUGUCACAUGCAGACUUGCAGGAUCCUGACAGCUUACCAGUGCGUGGACCGUUGGACAUAAUGGGACACUGGCUUCGGCUGCUGCUUUUGUCCAUAUCCCAAAAGAAAAGCUGACCUUGUGUGAAUCAUUGUACCAUUUCGAAAGAAUGCAGCAAUUCCCUGUACUCAAAAGGCGUCCGGUCUCAAACAUCGAGCCAUAUUUGUCCUCAACGGAAAUGAAGAACAAACAUUGAUAUCUGGCAUAUUUGUUUAUUUUUCUGUAAUCUUGAUCAUAAAUUGUUUAUGGAACUGCAAUAUGCAUAGAAUGAAGUUUCAGUUUAAUUAAACCUAUUCAAUAAAAAUUCUAUAGUCUCAUACAGGAAUCUGCAACGCUGGUUUAGGUGGCAAACUUUUGUUUGGGAAACAAUAUAAGAUAUGGUCAUACGGACAAUAUUAGCUGUAAGAAGGUCAGAAAUGUUUGCUACUCUGUAAAUAUUAGUGGUCACAUUUCACUGUUUGCGAAAGUAAUUAAACAAUAAUACCAAUGUGUAAGAACAUGUGGUUUAAUGCAUCAUGGUACAGGUAAGAUGUACAGUAAUCUUAUGCUCUAAUGCUAAUCAGGAGAGAAAAAAUAAUAACCACACAUCGGGAAAGCUUUGGUUUUGGGGGAAAUAGAGUAUUAUACAGUUUUUCUCAUUUGCUUAAGAAUUUUGUCCCUUAAGAAGUCUGUUUCAAAAUGAUGUACACACACUAUUUUGCUGGCCAAAAUUAUACAUUUUCUUUGAGAAUGUUUUACCCAUUACAAAACGUUAUGUUUUAUACAGUCAUCCAAUGUUUUUUUUUUUACUUUUUUUCUCUGUACUAACUGCUUUGAAAUUGUAUGAAAAAUAAGCAAAAGGAGCGAGAAAGUAUUCAUGUAUUCAUGGAGAAGAUCUGUUGCACUAAAAAUGAGAGAGUGAAGAUUAAGUGGAUCUUACUUUCAUUAGCUGUGUUUUAGCAGUAAAGAAAAAGGAAGAAGCCAGGAGGCAGGAUGGAAAGCAUAGCAGAAAGAGCGGGGAGAGUGAGUGAGGAAGUUACUCCAUUGCAGAAAUAACAGCAUUUAGUAAAGAUGAAAUGCAAGAUGAAAGCAGCUUAGAGGAACUGAAUCUGUGGAGUUCAAGGUGGGGGCGAAGUGAGAAACUACUGAAGGCGUACAGGAGGGUUUCUUUUUUAAUGAGACUAGGGUCAUGCGUGAAAAUGCAUCUGCAAAUGUCUGCAUCACACUAAAAUGGUACAAUAAAAAAAACACAAGUGACAGUUUGGUGAAUGACAAAUAUGAUUUUCACAAACUGAAAACUGUCAGGCAGUGCAGCCAGAAAUAUAUUUUUUCCAAAUGACAGCCGCCUAAAGUAACAAUUUAAGUGUCUACAAUGCAUUAGACAUAGUUAAUUCCUACUUAUUUUUUGCAUUUAUGAUUAGUAGCAAUAUAAAUAGCUGUUGUGCCACCUUCUUUUUCAAGCUCAUUGCAAAUUAGACAGUGUGUUUGGACACCGGAACAAACUUUUGAUAUCAGGUUUAUGCACAGUUUUAAAAACAAAUAAAACAAAUUUAUCAUAUUACAAUACCUUCAUGGUUUUCCAUGGGUUGUACCAGUCUAACCAUGAGUUGUAGUUGAAAAUGGUUAUUUUUGUCAGUAUUUGAGGUAGAUCUACUAACUCAGGAAUAAAAAUCACUUGGGAUCUUCUUUAUGAUGUAACAUCUGGACCCUUGUUUCUAAAAUGACAUUUAAAUAAAAAGCCCUUUUCCCAGUU